Messenger RNA from Cylicostephanus goldi, 606 nucleotides. Lineage: Eukaryota; Metazoa; Nematoda; Chromadorea; Rhabditida; Strongylidae. The record is from the annotation of a GenBank genome assembly.
ACCGCACGUACGAUAUCUAAUAUAGUGGUGACGAAAGAAUCACUGGUUGAGACAGCAGAAAAGCGUACUGUGUUUGCCUCAACAAAAGCGGAUGCAUCAGCAGAGACCGUUCACAAACUUCAUGAAUUCACCGAAGCUACGCCGCUUACAGUGGGGAAGACACUAAAACCAACAGAUUCUAUGGAAACAAACCAACAAUCUGAGCCUGCAGGAAGCUCCACAACUUUCGCGAUAAUCACCACAGUCGGUGAAGAAGCCACCACAAUCCACAAAGAGGCGAGUGAAGAGAAAGUGAUAGAUCAUAAGUCUUAUACUUUUGAGCCUACCAUCAUGGAAUCUUCAUCUUCUCUUGCAACGGAGGAGCUGCCUAGUUUAAGCAGAUAUAGAACUCUAUCUGAAGCUAAUGAGGCUGAACUACCUGAUUCUACAGAAAAUAACGUUGAUGCACCAUCAACAACAGCAGGUAGUGAGAGCACUGGAGAGAAUGCACCUGUGGAAGAAAGCGAAUCAACAUCAGAAGUUGUUGCAAACGGGAGCACUCGAAUUUGGACCAAUGAUACUGACCAAACAGGCGGCAACAGCAGGCGAGUUAGCAUGGAGCUUUAG